Molecule: messenger RNA, 8552 nt
Organism: Schistocerca piceifrons (Central American locust)
Lineage: Eukaryota; Metazoa; Arthropoda; Insecta; Orthoptera; Acrididae
Product: pneumococcal serine-rich repeat protein
Exons: 14
Coding region: 43-4854 (1603 amino acids)
Source: RefSeq, a predicted model, not a curated record
CCAUGUUAGUAGCAAGGGAAACAUGGACGGAAUUUCGUGAACAUGCAACCUUUCAAAAAUCGAGCUGAGACUUUUAUUGCACUGUUUAUUCUAAUCGCUCUUGGUGUAUUGUCUGCGUACCUGGCAGUGUUUUUAGCGUUUUUGGGUGUGUGUGCGUACCUGUACUUGGAGUACGAAGCUAACAACCUAGGUUUCCAUGUGGAGGUACUGAAGUCAGCGAUUUUGAGUACAUCAAUUUGGUUGCAGUCAACAAUGUCUUCAUUUGUUAGGAAUCUUCAACAGCGAUCAGGGUUGGUGAGUGAUGAACCGAAAAGUGAAAUCCGUAGUAUUUCGCGGGCAGAUUCACCAGUGACUUCAAGGCUGAGACGUGUGUCGAUCGCAACGAAUGGAAGCCGUUACUCAAGAAACAGUGAUUUAAACAUUAGUCGUAGUGUUUCCAGCCCAACGAGAUAUCGUCUCUCCCCUGCGAAUCGAAGUGUAUUGGACGUGUGUAAUAGAAGUGACAGCAGGUCGCCGCAGAAACAGUCAUACAAUGAAGCUAUGGGUUAUGCCUACAAGUCAUCACCGUGGAACAGAAAUGCCCAUUCUCCCCUUUCCGAGAAGGCUAGGUCGCCCAAAAACACUAGUGUGAGAACAGUUCAGAAUGUGGGUGGACCACUCCUGGCGUCUCCUCGUUCUAAUACAAACAAGACUUUCGAUCUCAGACUCUACGCGGAUGUCAACAGCCCGGGCCUGGCCGAGCGCUCCGUGUACUACUCCCGAAUGGGCGGUGCCAGUCCCGGCAUGUCGCCGGACGAGAAUCGGCGCCCACUGUCACCGCCAGCCGUGACGCAUCAGCCGCAGUACCGCACCGUUGGCCAGUUCCCCCUGGUCCGGCUGGGCCAGAAGGGCGCCGCCACGGCCUCCCUGCCACUGCUGACGGCCGCCGUCUCUCCCAAGGCACCGCGGGCACACUCCGUCAGCACGAACGUGAAGCCAGUUCUGGUGGAGGGUCCGGCUCCGGCCCCCCUGACGCCGGCAGCUGGGAAGGCGCUCUCCGCGAGGGUGGCCGGGGUGUCUUCCCCAGGGUUGUCCGGCGUCGACAGGUCCGACCCCCACGACAUAUCUGCCAAGUCUGUCAUCGAAGCCCUCAAGGAAAUAUCGCGCAAGAGGAUUCGCUCCCAGUGUCUGACUCCGAACGAAGUUCCAGACGACGAGUCGGCCAAACGCCAGCGUAGAAAUGUGUCCUCGGACUCUGGUCGUGCAGACGAUUCUGAAGUUGCGGAGAGCUCUGCCGGCCUUCUCUCCCCUUCAACAUACCAGACGAAACGCGGUCGUAGUGACUCAUUCAACGGCAGCGGCGAAAGUGGCAGUACGCCACGGGGUACGGCGAGCGACGAGACACCCGGCACGCGGUCACGAGUCAAGCGCCUGUGCAGCAAUGAGAUCCUUAGCUCGCUCAGCUCUAGCCGUUGCCUGCUGGUGCUCGCUGCCAACAACAAGAGGAAGUUCACCAUCUCCCCAGACGGGAGUCCGCGUAGUGGCACACCUGUCCCGGUGCAGACCGGCAAACACUUCAAGUCUGGAUCCAGUCCGGACACAGAGGAGCAGAAUGGCCGGGAAGAGGACAUGGUACAGGCAGAGGAAACGCCAGUUCGGAGGAGAUCGGCCGAGACUGCAGUAGAGGAUGCCCCCGCGAGUCCGCCACCCGCCCGCGCUCCUACACCCGCGCGGGACACGGGGGUCUCCGCUGCCGACGGCGAGGACGUGACGCCGGAGCACUGGAAGAGGCCUAAGGACGCGGACCGGGACGCCGCCGUCCCCCACCGGGCGACACCUCACCCUGCGCGCAAGCUGGUAGGCACGCGCGACCUCGCGGAGCAGCGGCGUGCCGACAGGUCGGCCCUCGUGGGACUACUCACUGUCAUCGGCAAGGGAGAAUCGCCGUUCCGUGACGGGGACCGCCUGCAGCCUGCGGCAUCCCCACCAACUUCCCGGCGACAGAAACACGUGAGCUUCGCAGACACCCAAAAGCCGGGAGAGCUGGCACGCGCAGACACGGCGCCCGUCACGGAGUCGCAACAGGCACCUUGUAUCGGCACUCCCACCACCGCCUCCUCUCCGGACUCUCCCGGGCAGGGCGGCAUGACGGGGACGGGCACGACCAACACACCGCCCACCGUGAGCCGCAACACGCAGAAGGCGCAGGCCUUCACGUUGAAGUCGUCACCCACAGGCUCCGUCAUGUCGUCAUCUGCCGCGCCGUCAGGGAGAAGCCCCAGCCCCUUCACUGUGAGUGCCGGCCAGUUGCCUGCCUCCUCCGCAGGCUCCAACAGUAGCUCCAGCAAUCCGACGGGUGCGGCAGCAUCGGUAUCGCCGUUUACGGCACGACCGAUCGCGGCCUCCUCCACUCCGAUGGCACCGUCCGGUGCGACUGUGACGACGGCCUCCGGGGCUCUUUCCCAGUCGGCCCCAGAGACUCGGCCGACGACCGCGACCCACGAAGCGGUUGGGACGCCGACGGGGGCUCGAGCAACUCCCGGAGACGCUGCUUCGCAGCCCCAAGUGCACAUGAGCACUGCCACGUCUACGGCUUUCUCGUUUGGAUCUCCGAAAAUGUCGACAGUGGCGACAGUAUCUGCCACGCCGGUGACUGCCGCCGGCGUACCGGCGCCGCAGUCUGCCAGCGAGUUCCGGUUCGGAGCCGGAUCGGUGACGUCGACGACGACAACGUCGAGUGCUGGAGGUUUCAGUUUCACGUUACCUGCCUCGACUGCCGCGUCCACGACUUCGCCGGCAAAAGGAGCUUUCCAGUUUGGGCAGAAUGCGACAUCCACUGUGGCCACGGCAAAACUGGGAGGUUUCCAGUUUGCGCCAGGCGCGGCGGACAAGGUCGGUCGGCAGGCGGCAACAUCGGGACCUGGAGCUACGGCAAGUCAGCCUUCGAUUUUCAGCUCUAGUGCCGCAUACUCGAAAGCGACUACUACAGAGACGGCAGCAUCUCCAUUUGCUGCAGCGGCCGUGUCACAGAGUCAGACUUCUCUGACGAGCCCCACACCUACUCCGUCGUUUGGAUCUGCCCCGCAGAAAGGGAUUUUCGGAGCCACUCUGACUACGACUGUGGCGACCGCACAGCAGUCUAUAUUCGGGGGUGCCGCGGCACCGGUAUUCGGAGCGGGUAACGCAACCUCCUCGCAGGCACCGACAUUCGGUUCGACAGCUGCGACUACUCAGUCUUCGGUGUUCGGAACUUCAGUUUUUGGCUCUACGACGCAGAACCAGUUACAGACGCCAUCUGGCACAAGUAAUGUUUCUCAGGUUUCGACAUUUGGAUCUGGCACUACGGCUGCUACUCCGACCUUCGGAUCUGGCACUACGGCUGCCACUCCGACCUUCGGUUCUGGCAGUACGUCAGCUGCUUCGGCCUUCGGAUCUACCGGUACGGCAGCUACUCCAGCGUUCGGAUCUACCACUACAGCUGCUACCCCGGCUUUUGGAUCUGGCACUACAGCUCCUGCUCUAACUUUUGGAUCUGGCACUACUACUCAGGCACCGGCCUUUGGAGGUGGUACGACAUCUCAGACCCCAGCUUUUGGAUCUGCAGCAACAUCUCAGACCCCGGCCUUUGGAUCUGGUACAUCCACCCAGGCCCCAGUCUUCGGAGCAGGUACAUCUCAGGGCUCAGCCUUUGGAUCUGGUGCAACAUCUCAGGCUCCGACGUUCGGAUCUGGUACGACUACUCAGGCCCCAGCCUUCGGAGCUGGUGCAUCGUCUCAGACACCGGCCUUCGGAGCUGGUACAUCGUCUCAGACCCCAACCUUCGGAUCGGCUACGACGACACAGACACCAACUUUCGGUGCAAUCCCUACGAGUCAGGCACCCGCUUUUGGGUCUGCCACCACAAAUCAGCUGCCAGCAUUCGGCUCGAGCUCUCAGAAUCGGCCAGCAGUAUUCGGAUCGGUCACCACGAGCCAGGCACCGGCUUUCGGAACUGGGCAGACACCUGCGAUCGGUGCUGGCAGUUCUGGUCAAAUAGCUGCACCCGGUUCCGGCAGUCAGUUGGCAGCAUUCGGAGCCAGUGGAACUGGUCAGACGCCUGCCUUCGGAUCUAGUUCCGGACAGACUCCCACUUUCGGCUCCAACACCGGACAAGUGCCGACAUUCGGAUCCGGUUCGUCCGGAAGCACUCCCGCAUUCGGUUCUGCAAAUCGGGCGACUGUCUUUGGGUCUGGCGCCACACCGUCUUUCGGAGGAGCGAGCUCUGCGGCUGCUACCACCCAGAGUUCUGUGUUCGGGACAGCCACGCCUACUUUUGGCACCAGUGGAGCCAACCGGCCACCUUUUGGCACAGCUUCACCUUUCGGCUCCUCACUUGGCACAACUCCGGGUUUCGGGAGCACGUCGACGAGCCAGACGCCGGCAUUCGGAUCGCCGUUUGUAGGAUCGGGGGAUGCGAAACCGGCAUUCGGCUCUACUGCCCAGGCCAGCGCGGCAGUGACGACGGCCGGCCAGCAGGGGGUGUUCGCAUUCGGCGCGGCGAGCCCCGUGACCACGACGGCGGCGGCAGGCGCCGUGCCCUUCCAAUUCGGGGCUACGGGGCAGAGUUCCUCUGCGGCUGCCCUGAAGCCCGGAGGUUUCCAGUUCGGGCAGUCCACCGAUGCGAGCCCCGCGGCUUUCCCGUUUGCGGCACCAGCGGGCCAGGCGUCUACGCCGAAGGGGGCGUUCCAGUUUAAUGCGGCCGGCCAGACACCCGGAGGCAGUGUGCCGAACGUCUUCAGCCAAAGUACGCCCGGCUCAGUGGGGAUGUUCAGCAUCGGCUCCGGAUCCACGGCGCCGAGGUCCAGGACGUCACGUAUGCGCAACAAGAACCGGUGAUUUUCGGCGUCUGAACACGCACUCGGUAAAAUCAGAUGAAGACAAUGGUUAUCUGGGUGGAGUUCUGACAGUACAGAGAAAUGGCUGCAACUUUUCCUGUGCACCAGAUGGCACUACAUCCUGGUUUGCAAAAUUGAAUACUGUGCACGAGUACGAUUUCUGGUGUACACGGCAGUACGCAUCACAUCAUUUUGCGGCCAAAUUAUGCUUGUAGCUUUUUCACCCACCGUGGUUUUGUAAAGUCUCUUUUGUCUAAGGAAUAACUGUUGUAUUGUUAAUAAGAAAAAGAACAACAAUAAUCUCCGGAGUAAGAAAAAGAACAAUAAUAAUACAUGGAAGUGACAAAAGGACAUGUUCCAGUGUGUGCAAGUUUUCUCUUUCAUUUGUUAAUUCCACUACUCUAUUGUACAUGACAGGCAGUGUCAUGCCUUAUUUUCUGAGCAGGACUGUAGUUUUGAGAUGGAGAUGCAGAUUCUAAAAACUGCUUAUGCAUACAGAACUGACAUUGUAAGUUACUUAUGACACACACUGAGCUAUAAUUUUGUGGUACAGUAGUGCUGACAUAUUUCUUAAUCUGUAUUCAGUUGAUGUACUGGGUAGACAGCUACUGUAUCAGCAUAAUGCCACAGGUUUAUAUUCCAUUUGUGUGUGUGUGUGUGUGUGUGUGUGUGUGUGUGUGUGUGUGUGUGUGUCUGUCUGUCUCUCUGUGAAGCAAUCGGCGACCUCUUCUGUCGGAGGAAACGUGUUCUUUGCAAGCAUAUUCUUUUCUCAAGCAAUUUUAGAGGAAGUGAGUGCUUUCUGGAAGCAGACACUAAGUAUCAGACUGUGUUAACAUUUUCUGUUAAAUUUCCAACGAGCUGAUGUGGUUUCAGGAGCAGUAUUCCCGUAUCAAACUUCGGCCUUUCAGAAACUAUCAUGAGGUCUGUUUCCUGGAGCUCACCCUUUUUGACAGUUUCAACACUCUACCUAAGGGCCUGCCAAAUAAAUUGAGCCCCUCAGAAAGGUUCACCGAUCAAAAUCUGAGACACUGUCGGCAAUGUACUGCAGUUCGUACCCAAACUUCGGUUCGGCAUACGAUGUACAUUUCCCAGCAGUCACUAAUAUCCUGGGAAAUAUACCAGGUGUCUUUCGCGAGAGUCAUCAGAUGCAUUUUCUCCGGUGUUUCUGCAGAAAUUUACAGUUUCGUUUUUGCAUUGCGUGGAUGGAGUUAGCCCAAACAAUUGCUGCUUGUCAUGUCUUUCAGACUCGUACGGGUCAUGACAAGUGGUAUGUCUCUCAGCUCAAUAUAAUUCAUUCAAAAGCGAACUGUGAGAAAUGCUACAGUCACGGGUGUACAAAAAUUGUAACCUAUUAGUGGAAAGAUUAUACAGUUAGGACUGCUGUUACGAGGGGAGGUGACGACGAAACACAAUUUGAUACCACUAGUGACACAUUUUUAAUCAUCUUUGUAAUAUAUUUAGUCAUCCAGCAGUUUUGUCUCGUCUGUCAAAUGCAUAUCCCACAUCUUGUCACCUUCCCAUCACUUCGUCGCAUGCCAGAGAAUAGAAACUCACAUAGAAGACGCUUCCUUUUACACCAGGAGCACGCCGAUUAUUUGCACUCCUCCUCUGACAGGUCAAAAAGAUGACAGAGGGGAGAGAGAGAGAGAGAGUGAGUGAGUGUGUGUGUGUGUGUGUGUGUGUGUGUGUGUGUGUGUGUGUGUCGUAGAUUUUCAACUGUACCACAAAAGUCACUCUCAUUUCACAAAAGUGUAAACAAUUACAGCUGUAUUUGGAAUUGAUUAGCAACAGUGAGAGUAAGUUCAGCAAGCACAGGCAUUUGCCUGCAGGGAAACAGUGACCUUUAGAAAUGGGAAUUUUAGAGCUGUCACAAGUCACAUGUAAUGUUUUCCUUAUUUUACAGGUUUCACUCGACCACCACAAGCACCUUCAGAAAUCAUGUGGCCGAGGGCCACUCGUUACAAAUAUGGGACUGCGUAUAACUGUCGGCUACGUAAUUUCUGAAGACGGUCGCUUCGGUCGUGUAAAAUAAGGUAAAAGUUACGUGUGACUUGGGAUGGCACUACUGUUUUACUGGGAGUAAGUGUUGACACUGUGUCUCUGAAAAGCUAAACAGGAGUACUUCCUUCGUCCUUUGUACUGAAUUUAAAAAAGAAAUGAAAGGGUACAGAUUAUCUACACACGAAAUGAGAAUCUACUGACACGUGGCAUCUGCGCGAGCUGCAAUUCUCCUGCUUAUGCCUGAGAGUACAUUCAUCAACUAAUUGUUCUCGUGCGUAGUCUGUUUCAGGAUUGAAAAACUUAUGAAAUUAUAUCAAAUGGAAAAUUCACAUGAGAAAAUUAUAAGAACACAGAGACAGAAUUGCAGGUCAGUGCUUAGCACAGCGAGGCAAAAUUCGAGUGCUGCCAAUGGUCACGAAACAAAAUUACACACACUAUACUAAUUUUCAAAACUAAUCUGUCUUUCCUCUCUGAGGAAGAAACAAAUAGUUUUGAAAGAGAGGAUGAUGUCCAACUUAACUUACACGUGUAUGUGUUUUGACAUUACUAAACAUUUUGCCUCCUGCGAAGGACAGUACGUGUCUUAUUAUUUGAAAGACUAGCUAAUGUCUUGUCAUCAAAAGGAGCGAAGCUUUCUUUUUGUGGUACAUCUUUUAUUUUUUAUUUGUUCCUCUUUCAUUUUGUUGGUGUGCUGUUCCCUUCCUUUGCUGUACAUAUUUACACUUGUGGCUAGUGGCCAACGUGUUCUCCAGCAGUAAUUCCUGUGGAACUCAUUACUAUAAGCUAUGAAAUCCACAUCUCAUCUGUUACAUUGGAACAUUCACAUUUCAUUCCUUGUAUAUUUUGUGUUCGCAUUUAAUGUAUUGCCUGUUCCUUUCUAUCCUUCCUCCCAACUUUCUCCCGUCUGAAAAUGCAGUCUUGAGUUUUAAAAAUGUGUAAUUCAGUGGUCCGUAGUAAGCUUUGCUGUCAGGCCUACCACAGUUCAGUAUUGGGAGUGGUCUGUUUGCCUGUCAUAAUCGUAGUUAGACAAUUUUAGAUUGGUUGUAUUAGACAUUGGGCUUGUGGGAAAAAACUUUCUGCUGACUGCUCUUUCUCAAGUGUGUAUGGCAAAUGUGUUUCCCCAAGUGAAUUAUCUGGUGUACCAAUUUCACACAAAGUAUAGUUAUUAUGUGUAUCCAAAGAUGGUCAGCACAACAUGCUUAUAUCUGUAAAUAUAUAAUUAAAUAUUUUGUCUCACUGUAUUUCUCACAUGUAAAUAUGUUGUUUAUUGGAGAGAAUAUAUAUAUUUAGUAGCUGUAUUGAGAAUUUCUUUAGGGGCAUGACAUAUAUAGAUUAAAAAUACAAACUAGAGCACUUUUUUCAGAUUAUUGGAAAAAGCGUUACGUACAUUUUAUAAAUGUGAUUAUGCCUAAAAUUGAUGGAAAUUGAGGCACAAAAUUAUGUUGCUGCAAAGGCAGUAAGGCAUUUAUUUUCAAAAUGUCAUUUAAUUUAAUAAGCGUGCGAUAAAGUACACUAUAAUGAUUUUGUACGAGACUUCCCAGUGCUCGGCAAGAGUUGCAUCGAGUCGGGAUAAGUCGCCAUUUGAUAAAUGCUUCUGGAGGUUGCCGUGCAGGUUUUCUGUUUCACUGUUGUGACAGGUGAAAGUACUAAACGAACAAAACAUUGCAUUGGGGCAAAAAAAAAAAAAAAAAAAGAAGA